AAAUGCUCCUCGACGACAUAAUCAACACCGCAGCAGAGGCGAUCCUCCAAUGCAUCCAAGCCAUGGAACCAUUCAUGCAACGUUGGGCAGACGCACGUACCGCCAACCCUUCGGCUCCCCCCUCCGACAAUGACAAGAAAAAGAAUAAAGGAAGAGGUGGGAAAGACAAGGAGAAAGAAAAAGAAGACGCAGAGUGGGAUGGGUUGGAAGCUGUUGAACAAGGUCUCGUCGCGUUUAGUACGUUGUUGGAGUCGCAUACGGAUAUCGCGUUCGAUUUCUUCGAGGCUUGGUCUUUGCGGAACAUAUUCGCCAUCCCGCCCGACUUACCCGUUGUCGCCCCUCAUCAACAAGGACUUGACUUAAACCCUCGUCCAGAGGAAGAAGCUGAGCUCAUGGCAGACAUCGAGGAGCUUCGUCGCAAGAUUGAGAACCAACGCCGCCUCAAACGCACAUACCAAAAAGCCCUUCGCAUCUCCCGCCUCGGUCGUCUCCGCUCCGAACGUAACCUCUCACGCGUCUCCUACCUCUCCCCCUCCUCUUUCACCUCUUCCACCUCUCCUCCACAAACAGACAACCCACAAACAAACCCUCUCGCAGCACUCGCAACCCUCCCCCCCUCCCUCACCCUCCUCUUCGAAUCCAUCGCCUCCCUCCCCCACAUCGACGGAACCCUCACCUCCCCAAUCCCCCCUCCCGACCCAAGCAAACGUCUCUGGGAAACAGGUCACACAGGGUACGUCACCUGGGCCGUCCAACAGCUCAUCGCAAAAGCCAAAGAAAACGCACCUGCCCCUACCCCCGGUGGAAGCAACGCCGUCUCGAACGUCGUUGACCAAACCGAGCGCGUUGGAGAGGUACAGGACGUUAAAGCGCUUUUGGAUAAUGUGGAUGCUGAAGGUGAGGAGGUGGCAGAAGGUGAUGAGGGGAAUGACAUGGACACUACGUGA
Fomitiporia mediterranea MF3/22 is the source of this 947-nucleotide messenger RNA. RefSeq lists its product as uncharacterized. The annotation marks the transcript as partial. Gene Ontology annotation, biological process: mitotic sister chromatid segregation; mitotic cell cycle; kinetochore assembly. The transcript is spliced from 2 exons. The record is from RefSeq and is a predicted model, not a curated record. Gene Ontology annotation, cellular component: chromosome, centromeric region; nucleus. NCBI's taxonomy places the organism in Eukaryota, Fungi, Basidiomycota, Agaricomycetes, Hymenochaetales, Hymenochaetaceae.